Photinus pyralis (common eastern firefly) is the source of this 1023-nucleotide messenger RNA. RefSeq lists its product as uncharacterized. Gene Ontology annotation, molecular function: structural constituent of chitin-based larval cuticle. Gene Ontology annotation, cellular component: chitin-based extracellular matrix. The coding region runs from base 43 to 1023 and encodes 326 amino acids. The transcript is spliced from 3 exons. Lineage: Eukaryota; Metazoa; Arthropoda; Insecta; Coleoptera; Lampyridae. The record is from RefSeq and is a predicted model, not a curated record.
GUUUGAUUACGGAUUAUACCAACAGAAGAAGGAUAAGCGAACAUGUUUCGUAUAGCUUGCUUAGUGUUGGUGAUAGUCCAAGUCUAUGGAAUACACGGUGAUGAAAGCGUGCUUGGUGGAGCUAUUGCCCAAAUUGUGGAUUACAUCUUUCACAAUAUAGGGGACGGUAAUUACCGCUGGGGGUUUUCAUCAACUGAUGGCGUACAGCGAAUGGAAGAGGGAGUGCUCGAAAAUCCUGAAACUGACCACGAAAACUUCAUAGUAAGGGGAAGUUACAGCUAUCCUGAUGCAAAUGGGAAAAUGGUUAAAGUAAAAUAUACAGCUGAUAAGGACGGUUUUCAUCCAGAAGGCGAUAACAUAUUCGUACCUGCUUACGACACUAACGAUAAAGACUACGAUCAAAAGGAUAACAAAAUCGAAGCAACUCAACAGUCGCGGUUUAAUCGCCAGUUCAUUGAGAACCCUCCGCACAAUUACGAAGACAAUUACCAACAAGUUUCUCAUCUACAAAAUCAUCAAAACCAAAACAUAGUGUACAGACAGCAAUUGCCCGUACAAGCCGAAAAUAACGACUUUCACUACGACAAAUCACUCAUAGAUCUUUUGGGCCAUAGUAGUGCGGGUGGCCUCAACUUCGAACAGCAAGGGCAAGAUCAGCGACCAAUUAUAGCUAUCGUGGGGGACGACGGAAGAAUAAUCGAAAGCAGUUUAGAUAGUGAAAAUAUUCCAGAUUCCAUUUUGGAAUUGUUAGGUAAAAGUGCUACCCACAGUAUUCCAAAACUAACACAGCAGCAAGUGCACGAUGUAAUGGUGAGAAAUGGAAUUCCACAAAUGAUUGAGAAAGCAUUAACGGAGGCUCUCAGAAAACAGAACAUUGAGACUGAUAAUGCUUCGGAGUCGUCAUCUGUCAUUGUCACUAAAGAUGCAGAACCCAGUACAACUCCUUCGACAUUUACCAUCUCGUACAACAAUAGCAUUAGCAGCGAUGCAGCUGAAAAGAUUAAUAAUAGUACGCAAACGUGA